AUGAACUUGAAUUACAUCAUUCACCAAUCUUUAUUGUCAUUAUUAUAACAAUUAGAGAAUCUUCUGAUAGCUAGAGAAUGGCUGAAUCCACCUUUUACUGGAUGGGGAAGCGGAAAGUCUAUCAUAUGUGCAGGCUAAUUAAUUGAAGCAAACAAAGAAGUACUUUAUAUUGGAGAUGGUUAGAAAUCAGUUCAGAAAUAAUUCUAAAAUUUACCCGAACAUUUUCGCGUGUUAGUAAGAAUAGACUUUGUAGCAAUUGAUGAAUGGGAUGGAAGUUAAAAAAUUAUAUUCAGUGCUGAUUCUUAAACUUUAGGUUCUUAUUCAUCGUAUAGCUAGGGUCCUGGUGAUAGACUACAUUUGAAGAUAUGUGGAAAAUAAGGAAUUUAGGAUAGAUUUGAAAGAGUUCAAUAUGUCAUAAGUCAUACUAGCAAUACAGUUACAAUCAAGGCAGAGACAAACAGUAAAGGCUAUGCUGGAUUGCUUGAUCUUCAAAUUUAUGUUGAUACAUGUCAUGCUGAUUGUAAAGGGUGUAGCGGAGCUAGUGAAAAUUAAUGCUCUUCUUGCAAAACAGGAGCUACACUUUCCUCUGGUAAAUGUGUUUGUCCUACUAAUUAAUACAUGUAUUAAGGCAGCUGCCUGCCAGAUUGUACUGGAAACUUGAGGAAAAGUUCAAAUGGAUUAUUUUGCGAAGAAAUACCUUGCAAAUUGUCUACAUGCAGAUAAUGUGAUUCAGAUAACUUUACAUGUGCAGCUUGUGUAGGAAGUUAUAGAAGAUUUAACAAAUCAUGUGUUAAAUCUUGUCCUUCCUACACUGAAAAUGUUAAUGGUGAAUGCAUUGAAUUAACCAAAAAAUAUUGGAAUGGAAUGUUCUUGUUUAAAGGUUUUUUUGAGGACGAUUUUUCUAAUUUGAGUUUUGAAGAAUAUGGUUUUAAUUUCAAUCCUAUUUUGCCUGAGGAAAGUAAUGUUAAUUUAAAGGAUUGGGCUUAGUUUUCUGACUGCAAUGAUAACUCUGUUUUAAAGCGCUUUUAUGGAGGAUUUGGAAUUAUUGGAAAAGAUGUUUCUAUCAAGAAAACAUGGGACAUUGUUGAUUAAAAUAAGAAGCCAAUCAAACACAGUUCAGUCUUAGUUAAAUUUUACUACGCUUAAGUUGAAAAUUACGAAGAACUCAAAGAUGGAGUUACUCCUGAAGAAGAGUUUGUCAAAAUUAAUGAUCAAAAGAUCUUUUCUUUGUAUGGUGGUGGUACCUAAAUGGGUUGCGGAAGAUUGGAUUAAGGAGAAAAUUUCGGAUGGAUAGAAGCUAACUCAACAUAAACUAAUAAAACCAACUAGAUUAAGCUUGAAAUAGGCAAUAAUUUCAUUGAUCCAGCUUGGUAUGAAGGUUUCGGAAUUAGAGAAAUGAUGAUCAUUGUCUCAAGGUGUAUCGAUAAUUGUGAAGAAUGUGGGGAUUACGAUGGCUGUGUAAGAUGUAGUACUGGCUAUUACUUGUGGAGGGCAUAGUGCUAUAAAGAUAAAUGCCCAGAUGGUUCAUUUUUAAAUUAGGAUAUAAAAACUUCUAAUGUUUGCAAAGAUUGUCAUCCAACAUGUCUAACUUGCAAUGGACCUAAAUCUGAUUAGUGUCUAACUUGUUUAGAUCCACUCCUCUUUAAAAAAGGUUCAUGCAAUUUAGAUUGUGGAUUAGGAUUUUACCCAAAUAAACCAAUCUGUUCUCCCUGUCACACAGAAUGCUAUUCUUGCUUUGGACCAAACAAUAACUAGUGUCUAAAAUGCACAGGUAAUAGAUACUAUUUUAAGUAAACAAAUAGCUGUCUACUAGAGUGUCCUGAGACUUAUUUUCCAAAUACCCAUUCUAAUUAUUGCGAUCCAUGCAACUCUAAAUGCCUAACUUGUGAUGGGCCCAGUGAAAACCAAUGCUUAACUUGCACAUCUGUAGCGCCAUCUAGAUUUCUUAUGGAUCACAAAUGUGAAGCUUAAUGCCCACCGGGCUAUUAUGGAGAGACGGCUGAUUAAACUUGUUAACCUUGCAAGAGCCCUUGUGUUACCUGCAAGAAUACAGCUAAUAAGUGCACUUCUUGUAUUGAUAAACGAUUCUUAUAUGGAGAAGAAUGCUUGGAGAACUGUCCAGACAGAACUUAUAGUAAUACUUUUACUUAAAUGUGUGAAGCUUGCCAUGGGUUAUGUGGCAAUUGUAAUGGUGCUAACUUUAAUAAUUGUUUAACAUGCGAUGAUGAAGAUGGUUAUUAUGAUAGCACUACGAAUUAAUGUGUUAGUUAAUGUCCUUCUAAAUAUUUUGCUACUAAAGAGAAUAAGCUAUAAAUUUGCAAGCUUUGUGAUAUAACUUGUGGUGAAUGCAAAUCACCCGGAGAUAAAUUUAGUUGCACUAUUUGUACAGGAGGAAGAUACUUAAAUUAUAAUAAUUCUUGUGAUAAAGAUUGUCCAGAUUAUUAUUACAAAGAUAGAAGCAAUUAUGUGUGUAAAAAUUGUCAUCCAAGUUGUUUAACCUGCCACGAUAGUUCUUCUACUAGCUGUAUUACCUGUCCUAAAGGAAGGUAUUUUAGUUAAAACACUUGUCUUUCAAGAUGUCCUGAAGGCACCUAUCCAGAUGACGUCAAUUCAUAAUGUAUUCUUUGUCAUCCUUCAUGUGCAAGCUGUGAUGGAGAUCUGUAUAAUCAGUGCACCAGAUGCAAAUUAGGAAAAUAUUUAUAAGAUAAAAAAUGCUCUGAGAAAUGCAAAGAUGGGUAUUUCCCUAAUAAACUUACAGGGAUGUGUUAAAUAUGUCACUAAACAUGCGCUACUUGUGCUGAUGAGAAGGAUUCUUCUUGUUUAUCUUGCAAAUCCCCUUUGUAUUUAAGUAAUAAUAAAUGCUUUUCUCUGUGUCCUGAUGGAUAAUACCACAAUAAUAACACAAAUCAAUGUGAGUCGUGUCCUUUCACUUGUAAAACUUGCUUAGGAGUUAACAAGGACGAAUGCCUCUCGUGCUCUGGAAACAGAUACUUAGUUAGACCUGGUUUGAAAUGUGAAACAGUUUGUCCUACUGGAUUUUUACCUAAUUAAUUAACAAAUGAAUGCGAUUAAUGCCACUCUUCUUGUAAAAACUGUUUUGGAUUAAGUGAAAAUGAAUGUAAAGAAUGUCCAUCAGGUACUUAUCUUUACUAAAAUAAAUGCUUACUUGUUUGUCCUAUGGGAUUCUUCCCAACAGAGUUUCCAAAUAUUUGCACACCAUGCCAUUCUACAUGUCAAACAUGCACUGGAAGUUUAGAAUCUUAAUGCACUUCUUGCAAAGGUAAAAGAUACUAUCUUCCGUAUAAAUGUUUGGAGGAGUGUCCUGAUAGUUAUUUCGGAGAUAAUGCAAAUAAUUCUUGCUAAAAAUGUGAUAAAUCUUGCAAAACUUGUAUUGGUGUUAACAAUAAUUAAUGCACUAAAUGCAAAGAGGGAACUUAUUUAUUAAAUAAUUCUUGUGUUUUUUAAUGUCCAGAUGGAUAUGUCGUUUCACUAGAUAAAGCUUAGUGUCUUAUUUGCCAUUCAACUUGUUCUACUUGUCAUCCUGGAAACUUAGAUUAUUGCUUAACUUGUCUCGAAGGUUGGUACAAACAUGCAAACAGAUGUCUAAAGGAAUGCCCAGAUGGAACCUAUCCAAGCUCUAAAAGUGAAGAAAAAAUUAAUGGUCUCAUACAUGAAAUCUUAAUCUGCAAAAAUUGUAUAAAAAACUGCAAGACAUGCACAGGACCAUCUGAUGUGCAGUGCUUAGAGUAUUACCCUGUUUCUGAAUAAGAUCUGUUAGGUAUGCUGAUAUUCUACAUAUUUAUAGGAAAGUCUGUUUAUUGUUUCUUAACUUUUGCUGUAGGCAUUUACUUAGAUUAUAACGAAUACAAAAGAAAAAGAGAGAUUGAACUUUUUGAAGCUCAAAAAACUGAAAUUGAAGAUUAAAGAAAUAAAGACAUUCCUAAGAUAACUGUAAACGAUGUUGAAUUAAAUAAAACAGCCAAAACUGACUAAAAAUUGUUAUUUAACUUUGAUAACACAAACAAAGAUUAUAGUCCAACUGGAUCUCAUAACAUAACAAGACAAAACUUAAAUACUGACAAUUAAAGUCCAACUUCUAAAAUAUUUAAAAACUCUCCAGUGAGAAAACAAAGAAAAUUUCAAACAGCUAUCAAUCCAAGCGAAUAGCAUGAAAGCAUGGAGAAUGAAAAAUUGAGAUAUACAAAAUUCCGUAAAGGAACUUAUGGACAGAAUUAAAGCAUUGUAAAUGUAUCAACUUAAAAGUUAGUAGAUGAAGAACUAAAAAGUCAAAUAGCCAAAAAGCAUGGAAAGAUUGUGGGUUGUUAUGACCCAGUUAGCAAAUCUUUUGUUCAAAUUCCAGACUAUCUCGUUAAAAAAAAUCCUGAGUUACCUUAGAAGAGUUUCAUUUCUUUCUUUUUCACUUUCUUCGAAAUAACCUCGUUGUUCCUAUAUAGAGAUUCUAAUUUGUUACACAUUCUAAGGGUUUUAACAUAUUAUUGCAAACUACUAUUCAUGUUUUAUCUGUCUUCAAGAUUAUUAUACAUUUCUCCUCUGUCUAUUAUUGGAUUUGUGGUUGCUAUUCAAAUAAUCAUGGUUUCUAUAGAAAAAAUUAUAUAUAAUUUAUCUUUAAAUAUUGAAAAAUUACUCUCUGUGAUUUUCACAUCAUUUAUUUUGUUGAUUGUCUAUCACAUUAAUUGGUUUUUCUCUCCUUAACUUGCUAAAAUUUCCUACUAAUAAGACUUUGAUUGGAGCAUUUACUACUUGACAAUAUUCGGAACUGAUAUGGUUGGUAUAUAAAUAGUUUUUAUGUCAAUUCAGUACUGGUUUACCAAAAAGCAUGUAUUUACAGAUCAGUUAAAGCUCAGAAAAAGUUAAAGAAUUUUAUGCUUUUUCUUAUUUAAAGACAAAUUUGCAAGAUGGCUUAAAGAGUAAAUAAAUUUUCUUUUAAAAAUUCGCACUUUUUAGUUAUAAGAAUUAAUCUAAUUUAUUUUACAAUAUUUUUUUAAUAUAUUUAGAUCUAAAGCAGAUGUAAUUAGCUCAUAAAAAGAAAAUUAAAAUGAGAGCUUUUAAAAAGUAAAAUGA
This is a messenger RNA of Tetrahymena thermophila SB210, 5082 nucleotides long. RefSeq lists its product as hypothetical. Lineage: Eukaryota; Ciliophora; Oligohymenophorea; Hymenostomatida; Tetrahymenidae. The record is from RefSeq and is a predicted model, not a curated record. The transcript is spliced from 11 exons.